Molecule: messenger RNA, 678 nt
Organism: Thlaspi arvense
Lineage: Eukaryota; Viridiplantae; Streptophyta; Magnoliopsida; Brassicales; Brassicaceae
Source: the annotation of a GenBank genome assembly
CGGCUAUACCUUAAUGCAACAUCAGGUUCCAUUUCUACUUCGACGGCGAAUACUGCAAGCUUCUGCAAAGAACUGGGAAUCAAAGAUGGAGGGCACUCGACGAAGGUAGCCACGUACAAGGGUGUGCAGAAGCUAGAAACCGUAACCCUUGCUGAGCUACAUGAUUACCUUCUCAAAUCUGCUCCUCAAUGCUCAAAGAAGCUACAGCGAGGCAGCUCAUCAUUUACAUGCACCACCAGCCCCGAUUCAAAAGUUGUUGAAGUCAUUAGGUACCGGGUGGAGUUGUCUGUUUCUGAUUGCACCGAUAAAGCAGUCUUUGUAGCUUUGGAUACAGAUAUGACAAAACAGACAAAUACUCGAGCUGCAUAUGUGGGCAUAGCUGUGCGAGGAGGUAUACAAAAGGAACUCUCACGGGUCAUCAAAGACAUAGUUGGCAAAAAUUUCACUUUCCAACUCAAGCUAUAUGAGUACAACUUCACAUCGAAGGAUAAGCCAUUCACAAUUUCCCGUAUUUUUGAAACCCAUGAAUGUCUUCGAACACCAACAUUUGUCAGUCCGGACGGAGACGAUAUGCCUGGAGACAAUAUGCCUGGAAUAAUCUGCGAAUCUUCCAAAUACUCAACCGACCACAGUGGCAAAACACUUUCUUUGGAAACGACUACCAAAGCGGCAACAUAA